GCCUCGGGGCCGGCUCCCCGCGGGCCGACGCCGCUCGGCUUCGCACGAUGGCCCCGCAGAGCGACCGCGCCCCGGCCGCCGGGCAACCCUACUUAGGCGGCCCCGACGCCGCCGCAUCCCCGGCCGCGGGCGGCUCCGCGGGCGCGGGCAGCCGGGGUGCGUCGCCCGCCCGCAGCGCGCUACCCCCGCGGGAGGUGGCCCGCAGGAAGGGGCUGGGGAAGGCGCGGCGCGGCCUUGGGAAGGCGCGUGGCGAGGGGCCGCUCAGCAAGCAGAAGCGAAGCCGGCGCAUGAAAGCCAACGACCGGGAGAGGAACCGCAUGCACCACCUCAACUCCGCCCUGGACGCGCUCCGCAGCGUCCUUCCCACCUUCCCCGACGACGCCAAGCUCACCAAGAUCGAGACCCUCCGCUUCGCGCACAACUACAUCUGGGCGCUCACGCAGAGCCUGCUCUUGGCCGAGCAGGGUUUGCCCGAGCCUCCCCCGCCGCCGCCCCCUGCCGCCGUCGCCGCCGCCGCCUCCCCCGGGCCCUGGGGCUCGCCCUAUCCCGGUUUGCCUCCCGGGGCAGUUUUGGGCACGUCCCCGGGGUGCAGCGCUCCCGACGCCGAGUACCCGCGGCUGAGCGGCCCCGGCGCGACCCAGGCCUUCCCAGGAGGGCUCAGCCUCACGCAGGGCGCCGAGCUCGGGGCAGCUCCGCAGAGCCGGUGGGAAAAGGAACAGCGCCCACGCAGCGGCCCCGGGAGGAGGGGAUCCCGCGAGUCCUCCCCGGCCCUUUCCUCCCGCGACUCAAUUUGUAGCUGGAGAUUUACGGCCGGGCGCCCUCCCCGCUCGGUGCUCCCCAGCGGGAUGGUCGUCGCUAGACAAAGCGCCCUGCGAGGCCGAAAGCCCAUUGUGAUGCUAAUUGUUCUCAGCUGA
Molecule: messenger RNA, 914 nt
Organism: Gallus gallus (chicken)
Lineage: Eukaryota; Metazoa; Chordata; Aves; Galliformes; Phasianidae
Gene: NEUROG3
Product: neurogenin 3
Exons: 2
Coding region: 48-914 (288 amino acids)
Molecular function (GO): protein dimerization activity
Source: RefSeq, a predicted model, not a curated record